Messenger RNA from Nematolebias whitei (Rio pearlfish), 2459 nucleotides. It is a transcript of the gene vcam1b, whose product is annotated as vascular cell adhesion molecule 1b. Lineage: Eukaryota; Metazoa; Chordata; Actinopteri; Cyprinodontiformes; Rivulidae. Gene Ontology annotation, molecular function: cell-cell adhesion mediator activity. Gene Ontology annotation, biological process: homophilic cell-cell adhesion; axon guidance; dendrite self-avoidance. The record is from RefSeq and is a predicted model, not a curated record. The coding region runs from base 24 to 2459 and encodes 811 amino acids. The transcript has 10 exons. Gene Ontology annotation, cellular component: plasma membrane; axon.
GCCUUCAGUCCAGAGCGGUGAAGAUGUCAGACGGCAGGAUCUUCGUUCUGGUCCUCUCAGUUGUGUCUCUGAUGUCCUCGUGGUGCGUUCAGGGCCUGCGUGUCAACGUUUUCCCCGGUACGCCGCUGUUCAGGCUUGGCGAGCGUCAGCAGCUGGUCUGUCAGGUUCAGGACUGUCUCACGACGCCGAGCAUGUCCUGGUUUUGGUUGGGUGACCGUCCUCUGUCCUUACCAGUCGACACCAACGGGACUCGCUCAGUGCUGACCUUUGACCCCGUGAGGAUGGAUGACGAAGGAACGCUGGUGUGUAAAGUCCUCUGUGGAGACGAUGUCCGACUGAAACAGAUCUCUGUGAGGGUUUACUCCUUCCCCUCAGACCCAGUAAUCACAGGUCAGGACCAGAUGAGACUGGAGAUGGAGCCCACACUGACCUGCCAGGUGUCUCACCUGUACCCCACUGACCAGCUGACCCUCACCUGGCUCAGAGGAGACACCAUUCUGAAGACCACCAUGGGAGACCUAAAGUUCAGCCUGUUUUGGUCAGAGCAUAAACUCCUGAACCAGGACUCAGGACAGAACAUCACCUGCAGGGCCACGCUGGAACUGGAGGACCUGCCAGCUGAAAAUAGGACCAGAGAGACCACCGUCUCCCUAAAUAUCCUCUAUGCUCCUGUUAUCGUGAAGGUUUUAAACUCGGUGAUUAUGAAAGAAGGCUCUCCGCUCACUCUUAGCUGUUCAGCCGAGGGGAACCCGGCCCCGAAUGUCUCCUGGAGCUUCAGAACGAUGGAGGGAUGGCCUCUGGAAAGGGGUCAAGGAAGUCGUCUAGUCUUCACGGCAGUGAGACUUUCUGAUGCCGGGCAGUACGAGUGUGAGGCUCAAAACACAGAAGGAAACCACACAGUUGUUGUAAACGUCACAGUUCUAGCUCCGCCCACCAAUACCUCCCUGUCAGUGAGUCCAGGUGAGGAGGUGAUGGAGGGUCAAGAGGUGAUAUUUACUUGUUACUCUGAUGGGGGUCCUCCCCCCACAUUGAACCUGAGAAAAGAGGGGGAGGAGCCUCUUGUUACUGACUCCACCUCCUCACUCAGCUACAGCAUCCCUGCUGCUUCCCUGAGAGACUCCGCCCUCUACCUGUGUGAAGCCUCAAACCAGUUUGGCUCCCAGCUGGUGUCCAAGAACAUCACAGUUAAAGCUCACCCCCUGCAGGUGGAGGCCAGCCCUCAGGUCUCGGCAGAACGAGGAUCGGCCUUGAUCCUAUCCUGUAGGGCCUCCGGAUGCCCGCAGACUCCCACCCUCAGCUGGAGGAGGACGGACCAGAACCGGACAGUUCUCCAGAGGACGCAGCAGCAGGACGGGCUGUCCCAGCUCCACCUGCAGGAGCUGGACCUCCAGCACCAGGGAGGGUACAGCUGCGAGGCUGAGUGCGACUCGGUCAUCAGGACCAGAGAGAUCCACGUGCACGUCUACUCGUUCCCAUCUGAUCCGGUUCUGGAGGAUCCGGGUCCCAUCCUGCUGGGCCUGGAGGCGGAGCUUCGAUGUGACGUCGCCAACGUGUUCUCAGCCGACCAGCUGAGGGUCCGCUGGCUGUCGGGAAACACCACCCUGAUGUUGGAGUCCUUCAAAUUCUCCGGCUCUUUACAGAACCUCUCUUCAGUUCUGAAGUACCGGGUCGAUGAGGUCCUGCAGGUUCUGACCUGCAGGGUGGAGCUGCUGACGGAGAGUGGAGGCGUUUGGAGGUCCAGAAGGACCAGCAUCCCUCUGCAGGUCCACUAUCCUCCAAGGACGACGUCUCUGUCUGUGAGUCCAGGCGAGGAGGUGAUGAAGGACGAGACGGUGACCUUCACCUGCCGCUCCGAUGGAGCUCCGCCCCCUACGCUGGUGCUGAAGAGGAACGGGGAGGAGCUUCUGAGGAUUGACUCCGCCUCCUCCCCAUCGCUGACCUUUAACCUCUCCUCCACGCUGCUGGAGGACUCCGGCUGGUACCAGUGCGAGGCCUCGAACCAGUACGGCUCCCUGCUGGCCUCCAGGAACAUCACCGUCAAAGCUGCCCCGAGGAACACCACGGUCCUUGUCCUGCCAUCUACGGUGGUCCAGGAGGGACAAAACAUCACUGUCUGCUGCCAAACCAUCAGCUUCCCUCCGUCUGCAGUGAUCCUGAAGAAACUGAACAACGGACUGGAGCUUUAUUCCACCAACGGCACCUUCCUGCUGAUCAACGUCACCGCCAGAGACUCGGGCUUGUAUCAGGUCACCGUGUCCAACGGCCUCGGGUCCGAGAUUAAAAACUUCAGCCUCAGCGUCAGAGUUACAAUGAGACCUCUGGGCAGCGGCGUCGUCAUCGUCCCGGCUCUCUGCGUCGCCGCCGGACUCGCAGUGUCCGCACUGAUCUUCGACUACAUCAGGAGGUCCAGGAAGAAGGGUUUUUACCAGCUGCCCCAGUCGGCUCCACCUUCAGCCUGA